AUGACCACGACUUACAUGCAUGUGUCAAAUAAAUACGUCUUCCCGCAUUUGAAAGGUAUCACAAAACUCCUCGCACUUGAAGAUCCAAAAGAGAUUAAUGUUGCCUUCGACAAAUUAGCAGUUGACGCUCAACUGUCAACGUCUGAGUUCAAAGAUGAGUUGAAGAAUGACUAUCUCAAGCAACAACAACGAAUGAAGGAACGAGCUGACCAAAUUUCGUGCGUCAUCAGUGUACUCAAGGAUGAUCCUCUCAUUAACAACGCAAACGAACAAAACGACGACGAUGCGGAUAUUGACGACUUUUGA
Anisakis simplex (herring worm) is the source of this 306-nucleotide messenger RNA. NCBI's taxonomy places the organism in Eukaryota, Metazoa, Nematoda, Chromadorea, Rhabditida, Anisakidae. The record is from the annotation of a GenBank genome assembly.